This is a messenger RNA of Paramuricea clavata, 813 nucleotides long. Lineage: Eukaryota; Metazoa; Cnidaria; Anthozoa; Malacalcyonacea; Plexauridae. The record is from the annotation of a GenBank genome assembly.
AUGACUACUACUGGCUGUAACCAAGUAUCUACCUGUCAAUUUCAUGAUCAUCUGUGUCAAAAUGGCGAAAGCUAUGUUCCACUCACACCUACAGAUCAUACAACACUUCGUUACAAAUGCCAGUGUUUAACAGGUUAUACAGGACGCCUGUGUCAACAUGCAAUAAAAUCUUGUCGUGCUUACAGUAACGGUUCUCGAGUCCCUGGAAAUUAUCAGGUGUUGGAUGAUAACAUGAAACCCUAUGAAGUGUUCUGCGAUUUUGAUUCAAGUUUGAACAAGGUAUGGACACUUGUUAGUUCAUAUCAACUUCGAAAUAAGGAUAAUUUUGACGAAGCCUAUUUUAAAGAUUGGCCUGUGAACGAAAACACGUCUCGCUGGGAUGAAUAUCGUCUUUCGAAACCCAGAAUGCAAUCUGUUCAAGACGAUUCCAGCAAAUUUCGUGUGACAUGCAAGUAUGAUACCGAUGGUCUAAACUACACUGAUUAUCUUGAGGCAAAAAAGGAACACAUUGAUAUCCUGAAUUUCGAAUAUCGCCACACGCACAUUCCCGUCGUUUGCUCUUUAGUAGACUAUGUAAAUAUUCGAGGAGAUGAUUGCGCGUUCUGUACAAUGAUUUUAUACCAAGACUCCUACACACUUCACGGCGAUUCCUCUAAAACAGAUGGCUGCGACUUUAAUUCAACUGGUGCAGAAAAGUGUGGAGGUCCCGGAGAAGAUAAUUUUGGUCACUAUGGUUGUGUCAAUCCAGCCCACCGUUGCUCAUCGUCUGCGGAUGCCACGACACAAUUAUGGUUUGGAGCUGACUGGUUGUAA